CGAAAAUCCCCUCCUUUUUCACCCUUUAUGCAGUCUCUUCUUCGUUCAUCCGUGACCCUGAUUCUAACCGUCCACCCAAAAGUUUCCUUCUCAUCAAAUUUGCAGUGCUUUUAUCCCCGUCAAUGUCGGCAAUGUUCAAACCAUAGAGCGCGGCUUCUCCAAUCCGCCAAACAAAAACAGUCAACGAUAUCAAUUUCGAUAUUUCCUCCCCGAUCUCAUCGACGGUGCUACAAGAACUUCUUUUCGACGGCUGGAGUUUCUCAAAGGCCAGGGAUGAAGAUUCGAGCAGGGUUUUCUGGCGAGAGGAGGAAGAUUUUCCACUGC
Linum tenue is the source of this 324-nucleotide messenger RNA. NCBI's taxonomy places the organism in Eukaryota, Viridiplantae, Streptophyta, Magnoliopsida, Malpighiales, Linaceae. The record is from the annotation of a GenBank genome assembly.